AGUGUUCUAGUAGCCAACACCAGGGAGUGGCAGAAGUGGCAGGUUGCCUUUCCUCAGGGAGGCAAAUGUACGCUGGAAUAUUUGCACCUGUUGUGAAACUCGGGGAGAUCUCAAGGCUUUUGAGGAAAUUAGCAAACCAGAAGGAGCAGGCAUUGCACGGAAGUUCAGUAAACUCCUGACUUUGCAGAGUGGAAGUUGACCCGGUGUGAGUCUGCAUUAUCUGCGCGGCUUCUGACCCAGGAAUGUGAACCUCAGGACAGUGACCCACACACAGCAAGGAACGCUUCCAAACUCCACACUCUCCAGCGUGGACAUCAAUGGCGAACUUCAAAGGACACGCUCUUCCCGGCAGCUUCUUCCUGCUCUUUGGCCUGUGGUGGUCCGUGAAAUAUCCACUCAAGUUCUUAACAAGAAAAACCAAGAGCUCCAGGUUGUGCUUGAAUCGAGCGGAGCUGGUGGAAGGGGUGCUGAAGGUCAUUUUCUCAGUUGUGGGAAUUCUAGCUGAGCAGUUUGUCCCGGAUGGACCCCACCUACACUUACUGAGCCAGGACAGGCAAUCCUGGGUCAAACUGAUGAACUGGCAGCACAGCACCAUGUACCUGUUCUUUGGCAUCUCCGGCAUCGUGGACAUCCUCACAUACUCCUCACUCAAGAUUCCUGUGGGCUUGGAUCGCCUGGUGCUCUCACUGGCCGUGUUCAUGGAAGGUUUCCUGUUUUACUUUCAUGUUCACAACCGGCCUGCCCUGGACCUGCACAUCCACUCACUGCUGCUCACCGCUGUGUUUGGGGGCUCGCUCAUCAUCAUGCUGGAAGUGUUCCUGCGAGACCACAUCGUCUUGGAGCUGUUCAGGACCAGCCUGGCCAUCCUGCAGGGCACCUGGUUCUGGCAGAUUGGCUUUGUCCUUUACCCUCCCAGCGGUGGGCCUGAGUGGAGCGAAACUGACCACGGCAAUGUGAUGUUCAUCACACUGUGUUUCUGCUGGCACUUUGUAGUUGCCAUGUGUAUCGUGGCGAUGAAUUGCACACUGAUCUACUGUUUGAUGCAGGUCAGGUCCAGGAGAACUGUGACUCUGGAGCUGGAACAGCUGAGGGGCUCGGAGAAGAACUCCCUGCUGAGCAGUUCUGACAUCGAGUGAGGUGAAGACCUUGAUCGACCAGCGGCUCCUGCACACCCACCCGUCAUGUUCACAAGUCGAUGAUUUUUGUUUCAGUUUUCUGAAUUGUGAACUUUUAAAAUGUAGUUUGUUCCUUGAACGACAUUGAUUCACUGAUUGUACUGGGAGUGGGAAUGAGGGGCUGGGGUACCUGUUGUGAAAUAGCUCUGGUGAUGGGGAUCCAUCAUGGGAUCGUUGGUAGGCAGUGAGUCUCGACCAGAUUAGAGCAGUCAUUCCUCAUAGCAGCAAACUGGCAGGUUCUGAAUAAGAGCGGCUCUUUUCUUCAUGAUGGAAACUACGGAAUGAUUUCACCACUGAAACUGGUAUCAGAAUGUAGAGUGCAGAAAUCUUUUUCUUGCAUCUGACAAUCUACUUACUCUUUCUGGAUGAAAUAUAAACAGCUUCCAACUGUGUACGAAAGAACUGCAGAUGCUGUUUUAAUCAAAGGUAGACACAAAAUGCUGGAGUAACUCAGCGGGACAGGCAGCAUCUCUAGAGAGAAGGAAUGGGUGAUGUUUCGGGUCGAGACCCUUCUUCUCACUGUGAAUGCUUGGUACUGUACAAACUGUAGCAGCUUGUAACUGCUUUGAAUACCACCCAGGAGAGGAAUUUGAAUUAAAGUUGAUUGAGCUGCAGUUUUGGACUAAAUUUAAAUACCUAUUCUCCACCUCUCAUCUCCAAUGAAAUAUCCCCUUAUUCUGCAAUAAACAAUUUGUAUUUUUAACUUAAAUUUUACAACUCUUGAGAGUACAUCAUGGGUUAGGAUCGGUGCCGAUAUGGGACUGGAUCAGUGUCGAUAUACAACGUUGUGUUCAGGGAGUGAUAGGGAACAGGUCAAAGCCAAAAGAGCAAGUGAUACGAUUCAGGUGACUAUGAGGGUGGUGCAGCAUUAGAGUUGCUGCCUCACAGCGCAUGAGACCCAGGUCCAAUCCUGACUACAGGUCUGUACAGAGUUUGUACAUUCUCCCUGUGACUACAUGGGUUUACCUGGUAGUUAGGGUGCUCCGGAUUCCUCCCACACUCCAAUGACGUACAGGUUUGUAGGUUAAUUGUCUUUGGUGAAUAUUGUAAAUUGUUUCCAGUGUUAAUGCUAAUGUGUGGGGAUCGCUGGUCGGCAUGUACUCGGUGGGCCGAAGGACCUGUUUCCGUGCUGUAUCUCUAAAACAACAACUAAAAGAAUGUAUCUUUGUUGUGAA
Molecule: messenger RNA, 2350 nt
Organism: Leucoraja erinaceus (little skate)
Lineage: Eukaryota; Metazoa; Chordata; Chondrichthyes; Rajiformes; Rajidae
Gene: tmem45b
Product: transmembrane protein 45B
Exons: 6
Coding region: 318-1136 (272 amino acids)
Source: RefSeq, a predicted model, not a curated record